Molecule: messenger RNA, 1919 nt
Organism: Clunio marinus
Lineage: Eukaryota; Metazoa; Arthropoda; Insecta; Diptera; Chironomidae
Source: the annotation of a GenBank genome assembly
AGUUCUAUUUUGAGCUUUAAACUGAUAAGACGAGAUUUUUUUUUUCAUUAAAUAUUUAGAGAUUUUCUUGUGUUAUUAUUUUUUGUGUUUAGAUUUUUGUGCACACGUGCUAGAUCUUUUGAUAACAAUAAAUUUGUGACGUUAAUCUCGUUGCUAAGUUAGAUCAAAAUUCACACAACCGUAACUGAUAAAGCGAACGACGAUUGUGAUCGAGGAAACGACGUAGCAGACUUGGAAUUCCUUUAAUCUCUCUUAAACACAUUUUAUAUAACUUAGCAUUGCCAGCCAAAAUGAAUUCGAAUUCAACUGGCGGCUUCAUGCUGCAGACAAUGUUGUAUCUUGUUAAUCAUAACUCAACGACGCUUAUGAACACAAUUUACAAUGAGAAAGUUGAACCUUUAGAAGAUCCUUUGGAUACGAGAUGCUUUGGUGUUUAUGGAUGCUUUCCCGUGACUGGUCCGUGGAUGAUUGAGAAUCGACCACAAGCUCACCCUUUCAGCCCUUCAAUAAUCAACGUAAAAUAUCCAACAUUUACAGACAAAAACCGAAAUGUUCCGAUAUUCAUCGAUAUUAAUGAUCCCGAAACUAUCAUAAAAGUUGGAAUCAAUCCCAAUGCUCAUCUCUACGUGGUUGCACAUGGUUUUCUUGAGUCGGGAGAUCGACCAUGGCUUAGACAAAUAAUGAAUGCUUUACUAGAUUACGAGAAAGAUGCAACAGUAGUGGUUGUUGAUUGGAAAGGAGGCUCAUCGCCGCCAUAUUAUCAAGCUGUUGCCAACAUCAGAAUCAUUGGAAGCAUAACAGCUCAUGUUAUUUAUAGCAUAUAUGAAGAAACUGGUAUGAAGAAUCUUGAUAAAGUUCAUAUUAUUGGUCAUAGCUUAGGCGCACAUCUGGCUGGGUACGCUGGUUUUCAUCUUCAAAGAGAUUUCGGACUCAAACUUGACAGAAUCACUGCUUUGGAUCCGGCCGAGCCAUUUUUUGCCAACACUGACACUAUUGUUCGCUUAGAUCAAACAGAUGCUAAUUACGUGGAUGUCGUUCAUUCGGAUAUCGCAUAUUUUGUCAAUGGCGGUUUUGGGAUGAAGCAAAAAAUUGGUCACGUCGAUUUCUAUCCUAAUGGGGGAAGGGAACAACCGGGAUGUUCUACAAAGUCAUUACAAAUCGGAUGCAAUCAUGUCAGAUCUGUAAAGCUUUUCAUAGAAAGUAUUCAUUCAAAAUGUCCUUUUAUGUCGAUCUCUUGUGACUCAUAUGAAGCUUUUAAAAAGGGAAAAUGUCCGAGUUGUAAUCGUGAUGGAAAUUAUUGCAUUCGUUUUGGGUUUCAUAGUCGAAGAUACUUCCAGGGAAUAUUUAGUAUGGGAUUUUACAGUCAUGAACCGAUUGCUACUUAUCUUUUAACUAAUGACAAAGAACCAUAUUGCGCAGCUCAUUUUAAAGUUACUGUAAAAGUUUCAGGAUCUGAAGAAAGUGUUAUGCAUGGUGGUGAAUUUGGUUUUCUAUAUUUUAUGCUGAAAGGCUCAAACAACACACAAUCGAGAAAAAUUCAAUUCAAUCCAAUGCCAGUGUUCUUUUCACCAAAUAGCAAUCACACGUUUAUCGCAAUCGGUGACGACAUGGAAGACAUAAAAACUGUCUUCGUUGAAUACAAAUUCAAAUCGACUUUCAAUCCUCUAACAUGGCGAGUUUUUACUCCGAGAGUAUAUAUUCAAUAUAUCGCUAUAGAAUCAAUGGAGAGAAGCAUUUUCAUGACGUUUUGUCCGCAUCAUAAGUUGCCGGUGGAAGGGGAUCAAGGAGUUUUAUUCACAGAAGAUAGUUGUCAGUGGAAUAAAAAUCAUUGAAACUUUGUAGUUAUAACAUGCAAAACUAUUGUGAUAUGAAUGAAAACUAAAAUAAAAAAUAUUAUUUUGUAUUGAAAAUCUGCUUAA